Messenger RNA from Cydia splendana, 6277 nucleotides. It is a transcript of the gene mtRNApol, whose product is annotated as DNA-directed RNA polymerase, mitochondrial. The record is from RefSeq and is a predicted model, not a curated record. Gene Ontology annotation, biological process: mitochondrial transcription. Gene Ontology annotation, molecular function: mitochondrial promoter sequence-specific DNA binding; protein binding; DNA-directed RNA polymerase activity. The coding region runs from base 142 to 4317 and encodes 1391 amino acids. NCBI's taxonomy places the organism in Eukaryota, Metazoa, Arthropoda, Insecta, Lepidoptera, Tortricidae. Gene Ontology annotation, cellular component: mitochondrial DNA-directed RNA polymerase complex. The transcript has 25 exons.
UAUUAUCACUUGUAACCCAUAAAAUGUCAGUGUCAAUUAAAUCUGUCAAUAGUGCGUAAUAUCUCGUUGAUUUCACGUGGUUUUCUUGGUUUCGGCAUGUUUUAAAUAAUUUACUUUUGAUACUAAUUAAAUGAAAACACCAUGCAUCGACUGAUAUCAGCCAGGAACUUGUACCAAACAAGCCUUCAUAAUAUUUCCUUACCUUCAAAUACAGCUCUCAAUAGAAGUCCUGAUAUAAAAUGUGCCUUUUGUCGGAAAAUUCUUCUAGGUCAACACAAUAUAGAAAACUUACUCGUCGCCAGGCACCAGUCCACGAGAAUAGCAAAUGCCUUGAAAGCGGUCAAGAAGAAAGGGAAACAUAAAAUUUAUAAGAAAUAUGGAGAACUAUUGGAGGUUGGCAAUCAAGCAAUGACUGAAACCAAAGUAUCUAUAAGUAAAUUGCGUGCCGUCCAUCUCUCCAAACUGGCUGACAGCCCGGUAUCACUGGGCCAGCUGCACCAGCUAACCACAAAACCAUCCAAGAAGCCCACCAUCGCCGAAGUAGACCCUGAACUGCUUCAGAGUGUGAAAGAAAAAAUAUUAAAAAAAUCUGCACCAAUAUCAGCGCAGAUAAACAUAUGUUCAGGUCCGAAGGAGAUAAGUCUGGAGGAUGACCAAUGUGCCCUAGUAUACACUCAUCACAAAAUUUCUAGUUUGGAAGACAGAUUAAAAACUAAACAGUACAUAGACUCUGUUAAAGAGAGUUAUUAUAACUUUAGGAAAGCUACUAUUUAUGACCAGAGGUUGCAGGAUUUGAGGUAUGCCAUCACCGAAGGCCUCACACAGGAGUUUGACAUGAUCACCCCAGAUUCCAAGCUGGAGGAGAUGCCCCUCCAGCCACUGCCAAAGAGCCCACAUUCUGUGUUUAGGGAACUGUUUAUUGAAAAUCAGAUGGAUUCCUAUGACCAGCAGCUGCUCAAUUCCUUUUCUAGUUUACAAAGCCAAGGCUUAGCACACCCCGCCAUAGAAGACAUUUACGACGACCCAGCAUUGCACGAGAUCCACGAGCCGCGCGACCUCGAGUUCGGGCAGAGAGAGGCGGCCCUUGAAGUCAAGAGGCUUAAUGUCAAAAAGGCCAAACAAGCAAUAAAACAAAAGAAAAAGGCCAAGUUAGAGAAGCGCAGAGCCAAGAAUGAAAUCAACAUGAAGACUGACAUGAAACAGUUGGAGCUGCAAGGCAAGCAGGAAGCUCUCGAGCGUUUGCUCGCUGCUCAUUUACAGCUGCUGUGCUCGCUCAACAUGGUGCAGGAGGCCCGCAAAGUUCUACAGUAUUAUCGGCAGCGGGGAGCCAAGGCGCCCGACCAUCCAAAGAUCACUGACAUCAAAGUUUACAACACGCUUCUACACGGAUACGCGUUUAUGGGGCUCCUGGACCAAACGAAGGAGUUGUUAACAUCAAUGGCGACAGAUGGGAUAGUUCCGAACGCACAGACUUACGCCGCCACCUUUGAAUGCGUCGAGAGAAGCAACGUCAAAGAUAAGGGGACCGUGUUGCAACACUACUAUGGGCAAAUGCAGGAAAAGGGCAUAACCCUAAACGACUUGCUAGACAAAACCCAAUUCGUCCACGACCAACGCGAGCUAGUGUUCCGCGCCGUCCGCCGCCUCCACCCCUCCUUCACCCCCCACUACACCCCCCCGGUCCUCGACUACGACUGCCCCCUCACGGACAAACUCAAGUUAAACGAGAUACACAGCCGCCAGGGGUUGUUGACCUCGCCCGCUCAGGGGUUGAUGACCUUGGAGGAGGUAAAGGAGAGAGGGAGACGGCAGCUGGAGAUUGAGAUUAAGGGAGAUAUUGAGGUGCAGAAUAUUGAUGUUAAGGAUGACGCGUCGCCGACUGUUAAGUUAUAUCGAGAGAAACUCCAAGCAACCGAAGCGGAAUGGAGAUCAGUGGUGCGAGAGUCGUUCGAGCGCAACCUCGGCACGCUGCGCUCGCAGAGCCUCGCCUCGCACUCGGCCAUCGCGCUCUACCCUUACCUGAGGGUGCUAGAGUCGGAGCAAUUCGUGGAUCUCAUAAUGGGUGAGAUCAACAAGCUGGUGGACGGCAGUGAGACCUACAGCCCCACGCUGAAACUGCUGCAACGCGACCUGGGCACGCAGGUCUACCACAAAUACCAAGUAGAACAGUACCGCAAGAACGGUGUUCUGUCGAAAAUCUACAAAAUUUACGAGCAAUACUGCGAAUGGUACAUGGAUCGCAGCGCGCUAGGCACAGACGUACCGCUCAACAGUCGACAGGCGUGGCAAAUGCUGGUGCAUAGGAACAGAGAAGGAGCCAGUUUGGACAUGGAGGAGACGCCGUGGCCGAUGGAGAUGCGGCAGAACAUCGGCAAGUUCCUCUACAACAUCAUCAUCAACGACGUCAAGAUCGACGUCAACAUGUUCAAGCCUAAAGCCAAGCAGAAAAAACUCCCGGCAGUCUACAAAGUGCACCGCCCGUGGGGCCGUCUGGUCCGCCUGGAGCUGAAGCCGCACCCGGCGCUGGCGCGCCUCUGGAUGGGCGCCGCCCGCGCCGAGCUGCGCAUGCGCGCCGACCUAGUGCCGCCAUCGUCGCCGCCCAAACCCUGGCCGCAUCUACAUUCUGGGGCGUAUCUACUGACUAAAACCCCACUUAUAAGAAUGCCGUUCUACAUCAUGAACCAGUGGAAGCGGCUUGAGGAGGCGCCUCCGUCCGCGUUGUACCCAGCUUUAGACAGUCUCAACCAGCUCGGAGAAGUGCCGUGGGUCGUCAACAAACCCGUGCUGGACUUACAACUUCAAAUAUUUAGGUCUGGCGGCAACAAGAAGCUAGACAUCCCUCCCCCCGCCUCGGCGCUGGAUCCCAAACACUUCGCGGAAGCCAAGGACGCGGCGGGCGCCUUCAAGCGCCGCGUGGCGCUCAGCCGCGCUCGCGCCGAGAUGCACUCGCUGUGGUGCGAUGCGCUGUACAAGCUUGCACUAGCUAAUCAUUACAGGGACGAGAUCUUCUGGCUGCCCCACAACAUGGAUUUCCGCGGCCGCGUGUACGCGUGCCCGCCGCACUUGUCCCAACUCGGGGCCGACGCGUACCGAGCUCUACUUAAGUUCGCUCGGAAAGAGCCGCUGGGACCCGACGGAUUAAGAUGGCUUAAACUACAUGCUAUUAACUUGACGGGCACUAUGAAAAAAAGUACUGUGGAUGAGCGGUUGGAAUACGCGGAAAGCAUCUUAGACAAGAUCCUGGACUCGGCCGAUCAUCCUCUGGACGGCGAGGGCUGGUGGCAGGCCUCCGAAGAGCCCUGGCAGACCCUAGCUUGUUGUAUGGAGAUCGCCAAUGCCAUCCGAUCUCCAAACCCUGAAGAGUACCCGUGCGGGUUCCCGGUGCACCAGGACGGGUCGUGCAACGGGCUGCAGCACUACGCGGCGCUCGGCGGCGACGCGGCCGGCGCCGCCGCCGUCAACCUGGCGCCGCGACACCGGCCGCAGGACGUGUACGCCUCGGUGUGCGCACUGGUGGAGGAGAUGCGGGCUCGCGACGCGGCGGCGGGCGUGCCGGCGGCCAUCAUCUUGGAGGACUUUGUGCGGAGAAAAGUUAUCAAGCAGACCGUUAUGACCACCGUGUAUGGAGUCACGAGAUUCGGAGCGAGGCUGCAGAUCGCUAAACAGCUCAAAGACAUCGACGAGUUUCCCAAGGAGCACGUGUGGUCGUGCAGCCAGUACCUGACCACCAAGACCUUCGACAGCCUCCGCGAGAUGUUCACCUCCACCAAACUCAUCCAAGACUGGUUUACUGACUGCGCCAAGCUGAUCUCAGGCAUAUGUGGAGAGAGCGUAGAGUGGGUGACGCCGCUAGGACUGCCUGUGGUGCAGCCCUACUACCGCCGCGGCACCACCGCGGCCAACAGCCGGACACCGCUUGACCAUCAACAACGUCCAUGCACCAUGAAGCAGCGAAACGCGUUCCCGCCCAACUUCAUCCACUCUCUGGACUCGUCGCACAUGAUGCUAACCUCACUACACUGCCAAGCCGCCGCCGUCACCUUCGUGUCCGUCCACGACUGCUACUGGACGCACCCCGGAGCGGUCCCGCUCAUGAAUAAGAUUUGCAGAGAACAGUUCGUAGCUCUGCAUUCGCAGCCGAUCCUUGAAGACUUAUCGGACUUUAUGGUCAAGCGAUACAGCUACGAUGAAAGCGAGCUUGAAGGCACGUUGGGAGCGCCGAACAAGAAACGCGUCAACAGUUUGCUGAAGAAAGUCCCCAGCAAGGGCGACUUCAAACUAGACAGCGUACUCGAUUCCGUGUACUUCUUCAGCUAGUCGAUCGAAUGUGGACUUUAUGACUGGUACUGUAGACUCUCUUUUGUUCGGAGUCGGUAUAGAUGUAUGGCAAUUGUGUGUCUUGAAUUGAAAAGUGAUACGCGUAAAUGGUUUAAAGUGUCAUCUUGGAAUCUAGCGAUCAUUUUUAAUUGAAAUGGAGACUGCAUGAGAGUUGACCACUGAUGUCAAUAUACUGUCUCUCGGAUGCUGUCCCUUCGUAAUGAAUGACUAAUUAUUUAAAAAACAACAUGCAAGAAAAUGUUGCCAUCAACUAGAGUCAGACCAAAAAAAGUCCACAGUGGAUUUGAUAGGCCACACAGUGCGAGUGUCAUUUAUACGUCAUAAUUUCAUAGAAGUUUGACGUUUAAAAUAACACUUGUGGCUAUCAAUCCGCUGUAGAAUUUUCUUGGUCUGACUCUAGAGUUAGACCAAGAAAUGUCUACAGAGAUUUUGACAGCACCUGCAGUGCAGGUGUUAUUUUAAACGUCAAACUUCUAUGAAAUUAUGACGUAUAAGUAACACCGGCACUGUGUAUGCUCUCAAAAUAUCUGCAGACUUUUCUUGGUCUAUGAAUUAAUAUUAUGAAUUUUACCGCAACUUUGUACUUUGGAUAGACACACAAUUGGGAUUGAUAGACUGAUAUGAGAUAAUGUUAACGGUUGAUAGUUAGUGUAUUGACUUUAUGUAAUUUUCAAUGUUAAUGUUACUACAUUUCAACAAUGAAAUAUAACUUCCAAGAUGCCUUCGCUCUAAAUAUAAAGUAGUUGACUCUCGUAGAGUACAAAUGGUUUAGUCACGUAUUUGUAAUUUGAUUGUUCCUGAAGUCUAAUCCAUUUGUGGAGAAAGAUGGUGCAAAUGGGUAACGCAAGGAAUUCAAAAAUAUUACAUUAAAACCGCAUAACCCUCACUGUAUUACGUCAAUAUUUAAGGGAAGGAGGAUUUCUAAUCUUUAAGCAGUUUGUUUCUUUUAAAAGACUGUUUCCGUUUUAGCUACGGAACCCUGAAAACCCUGCCUUUGCCAGGUCCGCUUCCCUCCACUUUGCGCGAUCCUGGGCGUCGUCUCGUGUGAGCCCGUUCACGCUCAUAUCUGCUUUCACAUUUGUGUAGGUAUUAAACAGAUAAUAAAUAUGCGCCACUUUUCUCCGCAAUUGUAAGUUUUACAACUAUUCAGGGUUGGUUAGUAACUAAAUUGCGUUUAUAUGUUUAUAUGCCAUAUCUAGAAAGUCCUACACCAAACCAAAAUAAUAGUCGUAGCCUGGUUAGCGAGUGCAGACAUUUGUUUAGUUUAACUAAAUUAAAAAAUAGCUAUCAAUCGUUGUUGACGGAAACCCCCAAAGGACCGUUGAACCUUUUACAACAUACUACACGUUUACAUGUGUCAAAUAACUUAGUACUUCAUCAUCAUCAUCAUCAUCAUAUCACCCAGAGGACCGUCCACUGCUGGACAUAGGCCUCCCCCAAAGAGUGCCACAAGGAAGGUACCGGAAGGCGCAGCGUGGGUAGACCCCCCACAAGGGGGACUGACGACCUGGUAAAGGUCGCGGGAGUCCGCUGGAUGCGGGUGGCGCAAGACCGGACUUAGUACUUACUAAAGGAUAAUUUGGGGUUACUCAUUGGUACAUUUUGUUUUUGAAAUUCUUGAGGAAGGCACCAAAUUUAUUGUACUGUAAGAAAACUUAGGCUCCCAAUAUAUGUUUCGUUCACCCUUUUUCUUGUGUGACGUCAGUGACGUGCCUAGCACGGCAUGUGCUUUGGGUCGGUUAAAUUCACAACACUCAUAUUCAACUGGGGGUCAACAACAUCUGAUAGCUACAGCAGUAUUACAUUUUGAUAUUAUGAUUAUUAUGUUAUUGUACUUAUUGUAUAUUAUGUUCUGACUCGCAACCAUUUUUCAGUAGUGCAAUGCAACAAAACAGUCUGUGAUUUGUUAGAUGUCUAACAAUAAAUUAAGUUGAAUAAU